UCUGCCCGGACGAUAUUUUGGCAUUUUUUAAAAGCCUAAUUUCGCGCGUAGUCUCCCACCGAAUAGAUUCCCAACUGUUUAAGGCCUUUUAUUAGGAUUCGCUUCGCUUGAAAUAUUUCUUCACACCAAUAAUAGAUGAGAUGAUUGUAAUAAUUACUAAUUUUAACCAUUUUUAUGCAAAUAUACGAGAUGUGAUGUCCGAACAUAUGGGGGAAAAGUGAUGUCUGCGGAGGAGGAGAGAAUGUUCAUGAUAAACACGGAUUUCUGCGAUGUUACCCUUGUAAAUCUGGAUUUGGAAUUUUACUCUCUCUGUUAUUCGAUCUUUGAAUAAUAAAGGCUUUGCUGUUUCAAGUGUCACUUUAGAAACUAUUGGAGACUAUCCAUGGCCUGAAAAGUACAGUUUAAGACGGCCUAUGGAUGGAUUUGCAGUUAUCUUAAGCAAGAUAAACACUACGGAUAUUCUGAUCGAAACUUUGCAUUUCUUAAAAUCUAAGCAUAUGAUAAACAGCAAACAAUCAUGGAUCUUCGCUGUGGAUGGAAUGUUAUGUCUUUCCAACAUUGCCCAGUUUCUGGAUGAAGGGGAUCGUGUAAUAGUCGUUGGAGAGAAAGUCACUCAUUCGGAUACUAUUUGCCAAACUGGCGCAUUUGAGAGAUCUCUCGAAAUUUUAGAAAUAUGGUCUUUUCAUUCUGUUGGAAACGGGAGCACGUACUUCCAAAGCCGUGGAUUUUGGAAUUCCUCUGAUAACACAGUACACGUGAAUGAACCAAUAUUCGAUAUUCCUUUUAAAAAUUUCGGAGGGCGUACUCUCAAAAUUUCAGCACUUGGGAGUCCACCCAUUAAAGUGGAACCGCCUCCCGGUACUCCAAGGUGGAACGGAUUUAUUUUCCGUAUCAUCAAUACUUUGGCAGAUAUCUACAAUUUUACUUACAAAGUGAAAGAAGCCGAGGGCCGACUUUAUGGCAUGCAGCAGAAAGAUGGCACAUGGUCUGGCAUGAUUGGAGAACUUACUAGAAAGAGUGCAGACAUGGGAGCAGGCGAUUUAUCUUGGACUCUAGACCGAAGUAUAGCAAUAGAUCUCACCCUUCCUAUUUUUCCUGAGACCUCUACUUUCAUAUACAAAGCGCCUGCCUUUUAUAGUAGGACUUGGAUUCUGUUCCAGGACAUCGACGCCAAAAUAUGGAUUAGUUUGAUGUCCGUUCUGCUUGCUAGCUCCAGUGUUUAUUGCCUGACAUUGGGCUUUCAUGAAAUAUGGAAUCGACAAGAACACAAGAAAGUAAAAGAAAAAAUCUUCUUACAUGCUGCUGUGGGCAGUAUUAGUUCCUUGUACAGAAUACUCAUCGGGCAAGGUAUUUCAUAUAUUCCCUGUGCUGCGUCGUGUCGAGCUAUAUUAGCUGUUUGGAUAAUGGGAUGCUUUGUUCUGAACUCUCUCUACAGCGGUACACUCACUUCGACGCUGAGUCUUCACAAAUCACCGAGGCCUGCGGAUUCUUUACAAGACCUCCUCAAAAAAUAUCCUAAUGCUAAGUUAGCUUUGAGAAAUAAUUCGCAGAUUCACUCAUACUUUAAGGAAUCUCCCUUGUGGCGAAACAUGUGGCUAAAAAAUAUGGAAUCGUAUGUUAUCCCAGGAAAAGUCAAGAUAGCCGAUACGAUGGAGAAAGUACAUGGCCAGCAAGAAGGAUCAUCUGUUUAUGUUUGGGUUGCCGAAAGGGCAAUGCUAGUGAAGAUGAUGCACAAGUAUUCCGAUGAUCCUUUCAUAUGUGAUUUGUACGUUGGUCGUGAAGAUAUAAUACGUUCGGACUGGUCAUUAGCUUUAAUCAAAAAUAGUCCUUUUCUGUCCCAGUUUGAUGCCAAAAUCUUGCGAAUGCACCGUUUCGGUCUUCUAGAGAAAUGGCGCAAAGACUACUGGGAAUCCGCUCAAGGCACUUGCAGACCGAAUGACGGUUUAAAUCCUACUGCUUUGGAUCCAAUUUCCUUUUCGGAUACUAAAGCCAUUUUCUUUGUUCUGGCACUAGGCUGGUUAAGCGGUAUCGUGAUCCUUCUCAUCGAAAGACUUUGCUACAACUACUGAAAUAUUCCACCUGUCCUAAUGUAAGUGCGCUAUGCCUACUAAAUGGGCAAUGUAUAUAUAUAGAGAGAUGCCUACUAAAGGUAGAAUGUAUGUAUAUCUUAAUAACAUAGGUAUCUGCAAUGCA
Stegodyphus dumicola is the source of this 2193-nucleotide messenger RNA. RefSeq names its product putative glutamate receptor. NCBI's taxonomy places the organism in Eukaryota, Metazoa, Arthropoda, Arachnida, Araneae, Eresidae. The record is from RefSeq and is a predicted model, not a curated record. Gene Ontology annotation, cellular component: membrane. Gene Ontology annotation, molecular function: ligand-gated monoatomic ion channel activity.